Molecule: messenger RNA, 941 nt
Organism: Menidia menidia (Atlantic silverside)
Lineage: Eukaryota; Metazoa; Chordata; Actinopteri; Atheriniformes; Atherinopsidae
Source: the annotation of a GenBank genome assembly
CACCUCCUCCGCUUGAACAUGAGAAGCAGAUGAUGAAGUUCCAGUCUAACUCGGGCUGUCCGAUGGUCAUCAUGUUCAGCCUGAACAGAGCAGCUGUGUUCUUCAUGCAGCUGUUCCACAUGAGGAUGGUGUUUGCAGCAACUUCAAUAGAUUACUCAAGGAAUAUGCUGGCGUUCAGAGGAAGCACGGUCGUCCUCACAUGCAACAUAUCCAAGUCAAACCAGACAAAAAUCAGCUGGACUAAUGGCAGAUUUAAGUUUGCACGUAACAAUCUCGAUACUCCACCUUCAUCUAACUUCUCCACUAAAAGAGUGAGAAUAGACCCAGAAAUGCCAACAAAUCUAACUAUUUUUCAUGCUCAUGAUGAUGAUGAAGGAAUUUAUAAAUGUGAGAUCACUGACAGUGGAGGCGUCAAUUCUAUUACAUGGAAUGUAACUGUGUCUGAGAAUCAUGAAGGAAGUUUUUUAUCGAAGAAUAUUGAACUUAUACUGCCACCUGCUGCUGGACUGUUUCUGUGCUGCCUAACAUCAGCAGUCUGCUUCUGCUUUUGUAGGAAUAUGCUGGCGAUCAGAGGAAGCCCGGUCGUCCUCACAUGCAACAUAUCCAAGUCAAACCAGACAAAAAUCAGCUGGACUAAUGGUAGAUUUAAGUUUGUACGUGGCAAUCUGGAUACUCCACCUUCAUCUAACUUCUCCACUAAAAGAGUGAGAAUAGACCCAGAAAUGCCAACAAAUCUAACUAUUUUAUAUGCUCAUGAUGAUGAUGAAGGAAUUUAUAAAUGUGAGAUCACUGACAGAGAAGUCGUAAAUUCUAUUACAUGGAAUGUAACUGUGUCUGAGAAUCAUGAAGGAAUUGUUUUAUCAAAGUAUAUCAGGUUCUUCUGGCCGGUUGCUGUCGGAUUGCUUCUAUGUUGCAUCACAUCAGCAGUCUUCUUCUACAUG